Musa acuminata subsp. malaccensis (wild Malaysian banana) is the source of this 2418-nucleotide messenger RNA. Its product is annotated as protein ACTIVITY OF BC1 COMPLEX KINASE 3, chloroplastic. Gene Ontology annotation, biological process: protein phosphorylation. The record is from RefSeq and is a predicted model, not a curated record. Gene Ontology annotation, molecular function: protein kinase activity; ATP binding. Lineage: Eukaryota; Viridiplantae; Streptophyta; Magnoliopsida; Zingiberales; Musaceae.
CGUGCGUGAGCAGGCUCUCUCCAUUUCUUUCCACAUAAAACGAGAGGUUCCACCGUCGAGCACGUUUCCGUCCUGCUUCCUUCCUCGGCCCCCUCGGCCGUCACCCACCCCAAUGGCCGUCGCCCUCUCCCUCCCCUCGCCCCCUGCGUCGGCUCACCGGCGGAGGCCGUACCCGGCGCGCCAUCCUCCGAGACCCCCCCGCGCGGCUCUCAUCGAGGCCCGGCCCGUCUCCGCCUCCGAGACCGACGUGGGCAGCGGAAGGGGGCAGUACGCCAUCCAGCUCGCUGCGGAGAUGCAGACGCCCACCGCCGUCUCCUCCAGGCCGCUCGCCCCUCUCUCCGUCAUCCGCAAAGAUCGCGCCGAGGACAUGCAAGCCGAGGCGCGGGCCAUGGCCCGGGCCGCCAAUGCCACCGUCUACGACCCACAGCUUCUAGCCGCCAAAUACGCCGCUCAGCCCCUCAAGGUGCUAUCGAGGACGCUAGAGAUCUUCACGGCGUUGGGCACCUUCGCCUUGAAGCUAGUCGCGGACCAGAGGCGAGGACAGCUCGACCAGCGGAAGCGGCAGAGGGCGGCGGAGCUGACGAAGACGUUUACCCGACUGGGGCCGACGUUCGUGAAGAUUGGGCAGGGCUUGUCCACCCGCCCCGACGUCUGCCCGCCGGAAUAUCUCGAGGAGCUCUCUGAAUUGCAGGAUGCCCUCCCGACAUUUCCAAAUGAGGAGGCAUUUGCUUGCAUCGAGAGGGAGCUGGGAACUCCUCUCGAGUCCAUUUACUCUGCCAUAUCGGCGGAUCCGAUUGCAGCUGCGAGCCUAGGUCAGGUCUACAAGGCCCAGCUUAAGUACUCGGGCCAGGUCGUUGCCGUCAAGGUGCAAAGGCCAGGGAUUGAAGAAGCCAUUGGUUUGGAUUUUUACCUUCUGAGAGGUUUAGGUUUUCUGAUAAAUAAGUAUGUUGAUAUCAUCACCAGUGAUGUUGUUGCUCUAAUUGAUGAGUUUGCAAAAAGGGUCUACCAGGAGCUGAAUUAUGUUCAGGAAGGCCAGAAUGCACGGAGAUUUAAAAAGUUUUAUGCCGACAAGGAAUAUGUACUUGUGCCAGAUAUAUAUUGGGAUUACACUAGCACAAAGGUACUGACCAUGGAUUGGGUGAAUGGGGUUAAGCUGAGUGAGCAAGAAACUAUCGAGAAGCAAGGUCUGAAGCUGUUGGAUUUGGUUAACAUCGGUGUCCAAUGUAGCUUGAGGCAGUUGCUUGAAUAUGGGUUUUUUCAUGCUGACCCCCAUCCCGGUAAUCUCCUUGCAACGCCAGAGGGAAAACUUGCUUUUAUUGAUUUUGGGAUGAUGAGCGAAACGCCAGAAGAUGCACGAUCUGCUAUUAUUGGUCACGUAGUUCACAUGGUUAAUCGGGAUUAUGAUGCCAUGGCUCGUGAUUAUUAUGUGUUGGAUUUUUUAGCACCUGAUGUAGAUGUGUCUCCUAUUGUGCCAGCUCUUAGGAAUUUUUUCGAUGAUGCACUCAAUUCAACUGUAAGCGAGCUCAAUUUUAAGACCAUCGUGGAUGGUCUAGGAAAUGUUCUAUAUCAAUAUCCUUUCAACGUUCCAGCAUAUUAUGCACUAAUAUUGAGGUCACUCACUGUGCUAGAAGGUCUAGCCCUUUACGCUGAUCCCAACUUUAAGGUGCUUGCUGCGUCAUAUCCAUAUUUUGCUAAAAGACUUCUAACUGACCCAAAUCCAUAUCUUAGAGAUGCCCUCAUCGACCUAUUGUUUAAAGAUGGCAGAUUCAGGUGGAAUAGGCUUGAGAACCUUCUUGUUCAAGGAAGAAAGGAUAGAGAUUUUACUACUAAGGAUGCUUUGCAACCUGUUUUGAAGCUACUACUAGGUCCUGAUGGUGAAGAGCUACGAGUUCUUGUUGUGAAAGAAGCUGUUCGUGUCACUGAAGCUAUUGCCUUGGGCUCGAUGAUUGAUGCAUAUGAUUCUAUGCCUGAAUUUAUGAAGGGUUUGGUCAGUAAUGGCAAUGCAAGUGGACCUUUUAAGCUUAAUGAUGGUGAACAAACACAGAUGCUAGAACUUCGAGAUACAGUGUUCAGAAUAUGGGGCCUUUUGAGAUCCUCGGACAACUUUGAUCCAAGCCUUCUGCAACCAAUUUUGCAGGUUCUCGAAGAACCUACAGCUCGCAAUCUUGGUGGUCGUGUUUUCGGAGGAAUUACUCAACGCCUGGCUGCUCGACUGCUGCAACAGGUUCUCAGAUCCGCUUCCACUGCUGUUCCUCAGUAGGAGUUACCAGCUCAAUCAGUGGUAUAUGUGCUCUCAAAACUAUUCGCACAAAAAAAAAAAAGUGAUUCAUGUAUAUGUUCUAUUCAUUAGUGUAUUUGCUGUAGUUCAUGGAUGAAAAUCCAUUUCUGGUGAUCAUAAUCUCAACCACACUUACUGAA